UAAUAAAUCUAACCCUCAUCUACAGACAGUCUCUCCAUCUCUCUUCCAAGCCAGCUCCACCGGUUCAUAGGCGCUCGGCUUGGGCGGGCUCAAGAACAAGAAGGAAACCAGUGUUAAAGAAUGGCCGGAGGAGGAGCAGGCACAGGUGGAACGACGGUACCUGGAGAUCGAACCGGUGUUCGUAUUGUCGUCGCUGGAGACAAGAGUACAGGUAAAUCCAGCUUGAUUGUCAGUGUAGUUGCCGAUAGUUUUCCUACCAAUGUUCCUCCGGUUUUACCGCCGACUAAGUUGCCCGAUGAUAUUUAUGCUGAUCGUGUUCCCAUCACUAUCAUCGAUACCUCUUCUAGUCUGGAGAAUAGAGGUAGACUCGCUGAAGAACUGAAGAGAGCUGAUGUUGUGGUUCUUACUUACGCUUGCGAUCAGCCAGCAACACUCGACAGAUUGGGAACCUUCUGGCUUCCCGAGUUGCGUAGGCUUGAGGUAAAUGUUCCAGUUCUAUUGGUGGGUUGCAAGUUGGACUUGAGAGAAGAUGAACAUCCAUUGAGUUUGGAGAUGAUCAUGUCACCAAUUAUGCAACAAUUUCGGGAAAUUGAAUCUUGUCUUGAGUGCUCGGCGAAAAAGCACAUUCAGACUUCGGAGGUUUUCUACUAUGCACAGAAAGCAGUACUUCAUCCUACAGGUCCAUUGUUUGACCAGGAGGCCCAAACUUUGAGGCCACGGUGUGUUAGGGCUUUGAAACGGAUAUUCAUUCUCUGUGAUCAUGACAGGGAUGGUGCACUUAGUGAUGACGAACUAAAUGAUUUUCAGGUCAAGUGUUUCAAUGCUCCACUACAGCCUUCUGAAAUUGUGAGUGUGAAGAGAGUUGUUCAAGAAAAACUUCCUGAAGGUGUGAAUGGCCAUGGCCUUACAUUAUCAGGCUUUUUGUUUCUCCAUGCACUUUUUAUUGAAAGGGGCCGUCUUGAAACAACCUGGACUGUCCUACGGAAGUUUGGAUACAAUAAUGAGAUUCGACUCAGUGAUGACCAUCUUCUUGCACCUAUUAAGCGAACUCCUGACCAGAGUGUGGAGCUGACAAAUGAAGCUACGGAUUUCCUUCGUGGAAUCUUCUUGCUCUACGACAUUGAUGGGGAUGGAACCCUUCGGCCAGCUGAGCUAGAAGAUCUUUUUUCUACUGCACCAGAGAGUCCUUGGGAUGAAGUUCCAUAUGUGGAUGCUUCAGAGAAAACUGCUUUGGGUGGACUAACAAUUGAAGGUUUCUUGUCGAAGUGGGCCCUCAUGACACUUCUCGAUCCAAGACGAAGUGUGGAGUAUCUAACAUAUAUUGGAUACGAUGGUGAUCUUUCAUCUGCUAUCCGCAUCACUAGAAGAAGGCGAUUAGAUCAGAAAAAACAACAAUCUGAUAGGAAUGUCUACCAAUGCUUCGUAUUUGGCCCAAAAAUGGCUGGGAAGUCUGCCUUGUUGAAUUCUUUCAUUGGGAGGCCUUUCACUGAUGUAUAUACUUCAACCAGCAAAGAGCGUUAUGCAGUUAAUUUUGUCAACCAACACAGGGGGACAACAAAUAAAAUUCUUGUCCUAAAAGAGAUCCCGGAAGAUGAUGUUAAAGAUCUGUUACAUAAGAAAGAUGCAUUGGCAGAUUGUGAUAUAGCCGUAUUUGUCCAUGACAGUUCGGAUGGGUCUUCAUGGAACAGAGCAAAGGAACUGCUUGUGGAUGUUGCAAGUCAUGGGGAAGCUACUGGCUAUGAAAUGCCUUGCCUCAUUGUUGCAACUAAAGAUGACCUAGAUCCUUCUCCUACUCAGAUACAAGAUUCAACCAGGGUAAGCCAGGACAUGGGAAUAAAGGCACCAAUGCCUAUAAGCACAAAGUUAGGAGAUCUUAACAACAUAAUCCAAAGCAUCAUUAAGGCGGCGGAACAACCUCAUUUAAGUAUACCCGAAACUGAAAAGGGUAGAAGUCGUAAGCAGUAUGACAAGCUGGUUAACCGAUCCCUUAUAUUUAUGUCAGUUGGAGUUGCUGUUGGCAUAGUUGGGUUGGCAGCUUAUCGUGUUUAUGCUUCAAGGAAGAAUACCUCUGGUUAAUUGAAAAUUGUGGUCAAGGUUCGAGAAGGCUUGCAUUAUUGCUCACUCUGGCAAAUUGUAUUUGUUAUCACAAUGGCUUAAGGAUGAAGUUGGAUCAGCUAGUGAAAUUAAAGUCGGUUCGAUUUGAGAAAUGGAACCGCGGUUAUGUCAAGAUGCAGACAUAUUUAUAUUUCUAGUUGUAUUCUGAUCUCAAUGAGAUUUUGUCAAAUUAUUCUGGGAUAGAUUGAAUAAACUAUUUCUGUUUGUGGAUUAGAAGGAUCAACAACUUGUAAUUGUUAAAGUAGAAAUCAUUCUUCGCAUUCAAUAAUUUGAAGGCCUGAGAAGUGGGACAAAUGAACAAGUUGUGUGGAAAAUUGUUCUUUCUUUUCUUUUUGUUACUA
Impatiens glandulifera is the source of this 2456-nucleotide messenger RNA. Its product is annotated as mitochondrial Rho GTPase 1-like. Gene Ontology annotation, cellular component: mitochondrial outer membrane. Lineage: Eukaryota; Viridiplantae; Streptophyta; Magnoliopsida; Ericales; Balsaminaceae. Gene Ontology annotation, biological process: small GTPase-mediated signal transduction; mitochondrion organization. The record is from RefSeq and is a predicted model, not a curated record. Bases 121 to 2076 code for a protein of 651 amino acids. Gene Ontology annotation, molecular function: calcium ion binding; GTPase activity; GTP binding. The transcript has 16 exons.